AUGUGCGUAUCGUCAACUAACGUUACAAAAAUGUUUGGAACGUUAUCGGAGGAGACCGAAGUGAAGGUGCCGGCAAGCAAAGCUUGGGCUCUCUACGGCACCCUCGAGCUCGGAAAGGCUGUGACUGGAAAAUUCGUGGAGGCAAUUGAAGUCGUUGAAGGUGAUGGUGGUGCUGGUACCAUUCUCAGGUUUGCUUUAAAGCCAGGUUCACGCUUCUCGCGUUAUAGUGAGAAGUUUACGAAGGUUGAUGACGAGAAUAAGGUCAAAGAAGUAGAAGUGGUGGAAGGGGGAUUUCUUGAUUUAGGAUUUACGUUUUAUAGGAGCAGAAUCGAGAUUAAAGAGAACCCAAAUGAUGACACGGGGUCGUCGUGUCUUGUGAAAUUUACAAUUGAAUAUGACGUUAAAGAAGAAGUUGCUGCUGAUGCUUCUCUUGUCACGAAUAAGCCUCUCAUCGGCAUCAUGAACAUCGCAAAUGAGUAUCUUUUGAAAUCUGGUUGAUAGCAAGAAAUGUUUGUUUUUUUGAUUUAUGAUUAUCGUGACUGUUCAGAAUAAAUUCAGGUUGCUUUCUUUUGUUGAUAAUCCAUGUGGAUGUGCACUUUGUAUGGAUGGA
This is a messenger RNA of Cynara cardunculus var. scolymus (artichoke), 610 nucleotides long. RefSeq names its product S-norcoclaurine synthase 1-like. The record is from RefSeq and is a predicted model, not a curated record. Gene Ontology annotation, biological process: defense response; abscisic acid-activated signaling pathway. Bases 1 to 498 code for a protein of 165 amino acids. Gene Ontology annotation, molecular function: protein phosphatase inhibitor activity; abscisic acid binding; signaling receptor activity. The transcript has 2 exons. Gene Ontology annotation, cellular component: cytoplasm; nucleus. Lineage: Eukaryota; Viridiplantae; Streptophyta; Magnoliopsida; Asterales; Asteraceae.